Polypterus senegalus (gray bichir) is the source of this 954-nucleotide messenger RNA. RefSeq names its product olfactory receptor 1468-like. The transcript has a single exon. The record is from RefSeq and is a predicted model, not a curated record. Gene Ontology annotation, biological process: G protein-coupled receptor signaling pathway. NCBI's taxonomy places the organism in Eukaryota, Metazoa, Chordata, Cladistia, Polypteriformes, Polypteridae. Gene Ontology annotation, cellular component: membrane. The coding region runs from base 1 to 954 and encodes 317 amino acids. Gene Ontology annotation, molecular function: G protein-coupled receptor activity; olfactory receptor activity.
AUGAGCAACACCACGAUAACUGUGACUGAACUUGUAUUGCACUGUGUGAUUAAUGCUGACCAGAAGAGUGCAACAAUCUCCAUACUCACUUUAAUCUAUUUGCUGUCCUUGUUUGGAAACUUACUGGUUAUUACAAUCAUUGUAAUGAACAGCCAGCUCCAUGCUCCGAUGUACCUAUACAUUGGCACCUUAGCAGUGAUAGAUCUGGCAAACAGCAGCGUCCUCAUUCCAAAAAUGCUGUCUGUUUUGCUCCUGGGCUCCUCGGUGGUGCCGUUUGGAGCCUGUGUGUUGCAGAUGUUUGUGGUGUUCCACGUGGAGGAGAUGGAAUCCCUACUUUUGCUGUUUAUGGCAGUUGAUCGCUACAUAGCUGUCAUUUAUCCUUUGAGAUACCCCUCAGUCAUUACAAAUAAAACUGUCUGGACUGGUAUCAUAGUUGUAAAUAUUUUUGGCAUCAUUUUUAAAUCCCCUUGUAUAUUUUUUGCUACAGAGCUUUCCUUUUGUCACUCAAAUGUUUUGCCAUACUGUUUCUGUGAUUAUGCUACCAUGAUUCAUGUUGCUUGCAACGAAGACCCAAAAUACUUGAUGUUUUUAGCAGCUGGCUGUAUUACAACUGGCAUCCUCCCAAUGGUACUGAUUCUCUUUUCCUAUUGUAGGAUUGCUUUGGCAGCACUGAAAAUUUCAUCUGUUGAGGGAAAGAAGAAGGUUUUCAGUACAUGUCUUACCCACCUGCUGGUGGUCGGGCUCUUUUAUAUCCCACUAAUGCUAUCCUAUAUAUUGCCGGGAGCAGGAGUACAGCUGUCCACAGAAUCGUAUAAUGCAAUGGUCAUCGUAGGAAAUGUGCUUCCCCCCAUGAUGAACCCUCUCAUUUACAGCUUCAGGAACAAAGAGAUAAAAAGCAACAUCCAGAGGAUUUUUACAAAGAAGCACGAUGCUCUUUCAGAGAAACAGAGCUAG